AUGGACCAAAGGCAGCGGAAGCAGUUUGCAGAGGCUGUGUCUGUGCUGGGCUGCUGGGCUGUUGGCUGGCCCUUCCGCUCUCCCCGUGCUGGCCCAGCGCGCCGGGGGGGACCCCCACAGGACCCCAUCCGUGGGCAGGACGCGGCGUGGGCUGAAGCACCCAAAGGCUGGGGCUGUGAGGAAGACGAGCAGCCGCAGCCAGAGCCCGGCUCCAGCGAGGGACAGGAGAACAGGCCUUCGCCCAAGGAGCUGGAGGAGCUUGAGCUGCUGAACAGGGCCUUAGAGAAGGCACUGAAAGUCAGGAAAAGCAUCUUGAAAGCUCCAUUAGAGGCCCAGAGAGCUGCAGGAGGGAAAUCUGCAGGUGAGGGACCUGCUCCCGAGAAUGCUGAAGAGCAGCCUGUACCUGUUGAGGAUGUUCCUGAGAGUGCGAAGGUGCUAAGCAAAGCUGCCCUUGUUAUGCUCAGAUGCCAGCUGAAGCUACCUCUUCCCUACCGGAAAGCCUAUUCCAGGAACUCCAGUCCUGCGGAGAUAGAGGAGGAAUUAAAGGUCCUCCAGGAUGUGCCCUCCCUUCUGAGCCAGCGUGUGGAAGCUGAGCCUGCAGACCAUCCCACUCUGCAACGGGAAUAUGAAAGCCUUCUAACCUUGGAGGGUUUGCAAACCACAGUUUCCCAGUGCCUGCACAAGCUGCAGCUUCUGCGAGCAGGUGUGCUGGCUGUGCCUCUCCUUUGUUACUCCAGUCUCCAGGAGCUGAGGGACCUGUUUGCCUUGAAGCUGCGAGUGUCAAUGCUGCACCAAGAAAUUGCCUUACAACAGAUCACGAUGGCAGAACUCCUGCCUGUCCUGGAGUCCAGGCUCUACCCGGAGGCCUCUGCCGCUCAGCUGUAUCGGGCAAUUUACACACAGCUCUGUGAAGGAGGCAAGAGAUUCCCUGUGCUGGUGAGAGAUGAGCUGGCAGACUGA
Charadrius vociferus (killdeer) is the source of this 960-nucleotide messenger RNA. It is a transcript of the gene TEDC2, whose product is annotated as chromosome unknown open reading frame, human C16orf59. The record is from RefSeq and is a predicted model, not a curated record. The coding region runs from base 1 to 960 and encodes 319 amino acids. The transcript has 9 exons. NCBI's taxonomy places the organism in Eukaryota, Metazoa, Chordata, Aves, Charadriiformes, Charadriidae.